Messenger RNA from Eurytemora carolleeae, 5316 nucleotides. RefSeq lists its product as uncharacterized. Bases 581 to 5278 code for a protein of 1565 amino acids. Lineage: Eukaryota; Metazoa; Arthropoda; Copepoda; Calanoida; Temoridae. The transcript has 13 exons. The record is from RefSeq and is a predicted model, not a curated record.
UCGGUUAUUCCUACAAUAUGUAUUGUUUUUGUGUGUUUUAAUGACAAAUUUACCUCAUGAAAAAAGAUUAAUCCCAGAUAAAAUGAUUGGAACCUUGUUUUGAUUAGCAUGGGAUCCCCACAUACGUUUAUCAUUUCAUUUAUACAAUAACUUUGUCUAGAUUUCUUUGUUCAGAUUUAGUGUUUUCGCGUUUUUUUUACCUUGAACCUUGCAUUGUAAACUUAUGAUAAAGAUAUUUUUGGCUUGAGACUACAUCAUACCGAUCAUAUUCCUACUGUUUACUAAUAUACAUAACUUCAUUUUUUGUUUGAAAAUCCUGUCAUAUAUGAUAUAUUUCAAGUAUGUUGGUUAAUCUGUUGAUGAAACGGAGUUAAUCCGGUGAUUUUAUUGCGCUGAGUUUCAGAGAAAAUGCUCGGUUAAAUAACGUGGAGGAAAAGCAGCUUCUCAGUGCAUUGUCAUGAAUGGGAAAAUUACGUCGACUGGCACCCGAACUGAAAUGUCCUACAUCCAAAUUUUAGAGUUAAUCUCCAAAGUAAAAGAAUGAACUAAUUUCGAUCUAAAAAAAAGUUCUCAAAAAGUUAUGAUAUCUUCAAAAACAACCAUGCAACACCAAGAAAUUAGCUUACUAGAAGCGUUGUCGGAGUCAUCCAAUGUUAAAGGUGUUCUAGCCCAGGUUCCGGAAUCUAUGGAUCUGAACUCAGCAUCGUCUACAGUUUCCGUUCAAUCAGACAAUAGUCAUUUCUCAACAUUGAUCUCCGAUACUUUUUUGAGCAACGGAAUUCCGGAAACCGUGGGACUUUCCGAUAUUUUGUCAUCGGCUCACAAAGCUCCGGACAUCUCUGCAGGACUUGAAACAUUUGCAGCUGGGGGCGAUACAUCGUCAAUUCACAAUCCAGUAGAGCUUGAGGAUACUGAAACACAGUGGAUUGAUCUCGACGGAACACUUAUAAAGGGUAUCCUUGCUUUCGGGGAUGAUGGCAACCAGUAUAUUAUCCCAGCCAGUGAACCUGGCUCCACCCUUCAACCCUUUCAGGUUGUUGCUGGUUCAUCUCCAGGUUCAUUUUCUUUACCUAAACUCAAUCCUCCAUCUACCCAGACCCAACCUACACCUGUCGUAUCCUCUCUGACCGACUCUAGCAGUAUAACCUUCUCUAUACCUGUUCCUAAUAGCUGUACAAACUAUUCUACUGGUAACUCAAACCACCUGGAGAACUUAUUGGAAUCUCCGGCCGAAGCUAUCUCUGUUAUCUCCACAAAACAAAAAAAUACAACCAGAAAUGCUCACGGAGCUAGAAAAAUGAUAAAGAGAGUGUAUAGACCUGUGUCUAAGGCUAAACCAGGAAUUGAAACUGUUUCCCAAGUUCUCCAACCAUCUGAGACAGCUGAUUUCCAACCUUGUAUAAUGUUGGAUGGAACUGAACAGUAUUCUAUUCAGGGCUCAAACCAAAUAGUGGAUCUUACAGGAUUGGUUGUAUCAGAAACCAUUCCACUAGUUCUAGACCCUGCUACAGGUCAACUUAUACCACAAGAAUUAGGGAGUACUCAAAUUCAGGGGUCAGAAAGUACAUCACUCCACAGUUCUAAAAGUACAUUGAGUACACUAGUCCAGGACGGAGAUAAAAUGUAUCAGAGUUACUCUGAGAAUGGAGUUAGCCGAGUUAUCGAAGGGUUUCUUCUUAAACCCACUGUAACUUACUCUGAUCAGGCUCCUUCAAAAGAUAAAAGUCUAGCUAGAGUGAAACCGUUCUCUGUUAGCGGCAAGAAUAUAAAAUAUGAAAUAUUCAGCCUUCUUUCAAACAAAGCGAAGACUUCAACGGCGAAAAGAAAAGUGUCGAGAGUAAAAUGUCAAUGUACAAAUCAUAUCAUUAUAGGAUAUCCUCCGUCAGAUGUACAUUACUGGGAAGUUGAAGCUUCACGAGACCCUGGUGGGUUGAACCUGAACUUCCUGAACCCCGGGGUUAAAUACCUCUACGACGAGGGGCUUCUCAAGGCGUUCAAGUCAGCUCUUAGCUGCCUUAAAACUGAGAAUACUAGAAAUGAAGUUUCUUUAGAAGUAUCGAUCUGUUUGACGUGUGUAAGGUGGGGUGAAGUAGAAUUUGCUAAAUUAAAACAAAGGAUAGAUAAAGAUCAAGGUCUCACGGAGUUACCGCCACAGGGGACUGUCAAACUUAAUCCAGAGAUUCCUGUUCUGAAACCCCCUCUUCUUAAUAAACCGGUUCUACUAGAAACAAAUACACCAAGAAUUGAAGAAACCGCGACGAAGAUUAACUUAGAAGAUUUGUUGAGAGAUGGAGGUGAUUCUAAAACCCAACCUGGCAUUAAUGAGAGGAGGGAUAAACAGGCAGGGAAAGAAGUCGGAAACAAUGUUGACGAGGUUGAUCUUCGCGACAAAGUUCAACAUCAGCCUGGAGAGAAGAAGGAGAGACGGAAACCUCGAAGAUCCUCGACAAAUAAUCCCGGAGAGAAUGUUUACAAAAAGGUUUAUAAUAAUAUCCGUCGGAGCUCAGGGGAGACGACAAGGAAGGUUGAGGGGAAGGUGCAAGCGAAGAAUUCUGCAAAGAAAGAUUUUCUUUAUGAUCUUAUCUGUGAUAUUCCAGGUUGUGAUGUGAAGGUCCGAAGCUAUAAGUUUCUGGAAGCCCACUUUAAAGCAAAGCAUCCACUCUUAGUUAUUCCUGUAAGGGAGGCAAAUAAUGAUACUUUCAAUCAAAAAAUGGAAAAAAUGGCAAACGAGGAUGCAAAUGAUAUUUCUACUGGACCUAGUAGCAGAUUAGACACUGACAAUGGAUCUACUAGACCUAGUAGAAGAUUAGACCCUGGCAAUAGAUCUACUGGACCUAGUAGAAGAUUAGACCCUGACAAUGGAUCUACUGGACCUAGUAGAAGAUUAGACCCUGGCAAUAGAUCUACUGGACCUAGUAGAAGAUUAGACCCUGGCAAUAGAUCUACUGGACCUAGUAGAAGAUUAGACCCUGACAAUGGAUCUACUGGACCUAGUAGAAGAUUAGACUCUGGCAAUAGAUCUACUGGACCUAGUAGCAGAUUAGACCCUGACAAUGGAUCUACUGGACCUAGUACCAGAUUAGACCCUGACAAUGGAUCUACUGGACCUAGUACCAGAUUAGACCCUGACAAUCUAUAUACUGGAACUCCUGCAAAUAGUUCUACAGGCAAUAGGAACCACACUAAAAUAUCUCAAGUCAGGAAUCAAAAUUUCUCGGCUGGUACUAAGAUGCAAAAUAAUACCACCAUUAGAACAAGGAAUCUUGAAAUUAGAAUUGAAAGGUUAAGAAAUGUAAAAGCUCUGCUUAAGGCACAAUCUGUCUGUUUUCAAAAUAAAUCCACGAACUUUGAAAGAUGCGUUAGCCCUAAAUCCUGCUGUACAAUUGAUGAUGAAGUAUCUACAAACGAGGAGGUAAAGUUGUGUAAACCCAAUGAAGCCGUAGACAUUGAAAAUCUACAUAAAAAUAACAAUAACAAAGAAGUUAUUCAUGCAGCUGAAAACAAAAAGACUGAGAUAACUGGAGUUAUGGACCAUCCUGAUAUGAAGGAUCUUGACUCAGAUUGUGCAGAUCAAGAUCCAGAUUCUGAAGAUAAAGAUAUUGGUUUUGAAGAUCAUGACAAAAUUCCAGGUUCUAAAGAACUGAAUCCAGGUCCUAUAGGGAAGAUUCCUGGUUCUGAAGAACUAAAUCCAGGCCUUGCAGAAAGGGGUUCUAAAGAACUGAAUUCCGUUUCAGUAGAAAAGAAUACUUGCUCUGAAGAACAGAAUCUAGGUACUUCAAGAAAGAAUCCUGGUUCUGAAGAACUAAAUCCAGGUUCUGCUGGAAAAGAUCUUGGCUCUGAAAAACUUAAUUCAAGUCCUGCUGGAAUAAAUCCCGGUCCAGAAGAACUGAAUCUUUGUACUGAAGAACUGAAUCCAGAUGGUCCUGCAGAAAAAAAAUCGGGUUCUGAAGAACGCAAUCCAGGUUCUGCAGAAAUGAAGUAUGGUUCUGAAGAACUGAAUCCUGUUCUUGCAGGGAACAAUCCUGUAUUUGAAGAACCGAAUCCGGUUUCGACUGGAAAGCGUUCUAGUUCUGAAGAACUGAACUCAAGUUCUGCUGGAAAGCAUCCUGGUUCUAAAGAACUGAAUCUAGGUCUUACAGGAAAGAAUCUUGAUUCUGAAGAACUGAAUUCAGGUCCUGCAGGAAAGAACCCUGGUUCUAAAGAACUGGAUCCGGGUCCUGCUGAAAAAAAUCUUGGUUCUGAAGAACUGAAUCCGGGCUCUAACGAAGAGAGUUCAGUUUCUAAAGAAAAUAACCCAGGUUUAAAUGAGCAUGUUUUUGGUUCUGAAGGAUCGAGUCUGGGUUCAAAAUGUCCAAGGCAAGAAGAUCUUAAAUUACUUGAGAGGAAUCCCAGGCGUACCGUUAAACCUGAUAACUCAGCACUGACACGUCUUAUCCUAAGAAAUAGUUUGGGUGAAGUUCUCUCCUUUAACUAUGAUGAAGCUAAUGAUAAACUAGGAUUUAUCAAACCCGUCCCGGCAGCUGAUUCUAAAGCUACUCAAUCAAUGGAAGAAGUUAGAUCUGCAAGUAAAGAUAUUAAAACUUCGUCUGUGAAGUUCAAAAAGAAAAAGAGAUCGUUAAUAAACCUUCAGAUAGAUAUGGUAUCUGAUACAUUUAACCCAACCAAAAAGAGGAGAACUGUUAAAAAUGAGGUGGAGGAUUUGACAGAAACUUCAAGAGAUCUGACCAAAGCUAAAAAGAAAAGAAACGGAUUAGAUCUCAAGAGACUCAAAACGAGUAAAUCUCUUCUAGUCAAGAAUCAUUCAAAUAGAGACCAUCAGCUGUCCAAGAAAGGAAAACCCGGAACUGUGACCAAGCACUCGAAAAGCAAAACUAACGCUAAUAAGCAGAGUAGGAAAAUCCGCAGUUUUGGAAAAAAUCAAAGAUUUGCAGAAAUUUUAUUUCAGCGCAUGAUUGACAAAGCUGUCCCUGCUGCUGAUGCAUUUGAAAUUCUCCGAUCCCGUGUUAAUGGUCUGGAGUUCAAUGAUUUCGAAGAAGAAUAUAGAAAAUAUUACCUCAAAAAUCUUUCUGCAAAUGUUGAAGAAAAUCACGAAAGUAAAACGACGUCGACGUCGCCGAAGAAUGAUUUAUCAAAUAAUUCUUCUCUCCUCGAACAAUUAACAUUGAUUGAGACGAAAGUUCAAGGCAUUUUAAAUGGUAACCAUGUAUUUAAUGAUAAAGAAUUUGAAAGGUUGGACCAUAUUCGUGAUAUGUUAAAUGAGCUUGUAUCCCGGUCUUAAAAUUGCAUUUAUUUAAGAUAAAAAAAAUCUACUCCACA